Molecule: messenger RNA, 871 nt
Organism: Thlaspi arvense
Lineage: Eukaryota; Viridiplantae; Streptophyta; Magnoliopsida; Brassicales; Brassicaceae
Source: the annotation of a GenBank genome assembly
CUCAUUUGUAAAUUUGGAAUUUCAACCUUAUCGCUUAAACCUUUAUAUAUCUCUCACAACGUACAACAUUCUUUCGUCAACAAAACACAUUUAUACAGCUAACUGAAGAUUGAAUCAAGCUCAUAUAGUUACCAGUUAGAAACUUGAAAAUGGCCCUACAGUGUUCGUUUUUCUUCAUUUCCUACAUGCUGCUUCUCUCGUCCCUGUUCGCCGCCGGAGUAGCCACAAUCACCCACGGAGAACUGCUUUCUUCGAUGAUCGGCGUUCAGGGUCUCAUCUACUGUAAACAAGGAUCUAAACUUACCCCUCUCCAAGGCGCGGUGGCGAGAGUGACCUGCGAGACAGCGGACGAAUACGGUUACGAGGCGGAGGAUGUGACGGUGCUUAGCCAAGCGACUGAUGGGAAGGGUUAUUUCCUGGCGACGCUUUCUCCGUCGGAGGUGAAGGAUUAUGAGAAGGUGAGGAUCAAAGAGUGCAGAGCGUUUCUUGAGCUUUCACCGGCUGACACGUGUUCUUUUCCGACGGAAAUCAACCGUGGAAUCAGCGGAGCCAUUCUACAGAAAUAUCGUCUCCUAGAAAACAAAAGUAAGACGAAGCUCUUCACCGUUGGCCCUUUCGCCUUCUCGCCUGAGGAAACUCAGGACAAGUCUAUCCCCAACGGCUACUAGAUGCUUUUUUUUGUUCCUCUCUUUUAAAUGCCUUCAUGAGCCAAUUAUAUUCUGAGCCCACGAUUAUUAUGGUCCGAGUGUCAAACGUUCGUUUGUUGUUCACUUAAGUUUAGUAAUCGUCACAAAGUAUCACUAAAUUAACGAUAAUGGAACGAAUUUAAAUUUUCAUUGGUGAUUUUUAUUAUUUAAUUUCCUUUAGAGUU